AUGAACGACAAAGAUCCCCCGCCAUUUGGCUACACCUUCUCAAACGACUUCUUCGACAACGCACCCUCGGCAUAUGACAACAAUGGCCAGUCCAUACUCAGCGACAUGGAGAACCAGCAGCUCGACAACUUCUUCUCUUCGACCAAUCCCUUUGACAUUCUCGACUCGCAAGCCCUGCCACCCGCGCUCGACACCAAAGCGAGCGCACACGACUACAACAACUGGGAAGACUUUAUAGCCCCACCGACAGUCCAUCGGGUUACUAGUACUAUACCAGACCAAGCCCGGCUCCAGAACAACUUUCACCAAGAUCAGCAGUACGGACAUGCAAACUUCCUGGGCAAUACCGAGGAUGAGCUCCAGGCAGCCACCGCUCUCUUCAACCAGGCACAGCCGUCGUAUACGAAUGGCCGCUCGCAUAGCUUUCACGACCUGCCUAUUGCUUCCAACGGCUUCGCUGCAAAUAGUGCCCACAAUCUGAAUCUCGGUACGCUGCCCGUAGGGCCGCAACACGGGCUUUUACACGAGCGCUUGAGUUCGCUGGUUCCCAACCACAACACGCCAGGAAUGGACACACAUUUUGCACCGCAAUGGGCAACGAGCAAAGCGCCACAGCAUCAACAGACGGAAUUCGGCCCGCCGCUACAAAAGCUAGACUUGAAGAGGUCGUAUGCCUUUGGCACAGACAACUCCUUCGGUAGCCCAUCCGGUUACUCGGGACCGAACGGCCAUCCGAGCGAACAAGAUGCAGCAAGGGCAUCGAUACAUGAUCUGGAAGAAACCUCACACCACAUACUACGAGCCGUAGCAGGUAUCGAAGGGCCAAGUACAAGUCCUGCCGCAUAUACACACGCGCCACACGACGACGACGACGACGACGAGCCCUCCGAUGAUCCGCCAUCCGAAGACGAAGACGAAGACCGGCCGACGAAGAAGCGAAAAAAGAGCCAGGCCCGGAGCAGUAGGGACACACCGAAGAAGGCCGCGCGAAAUGGCAAAGCCCGGAAAGUGUCUGUAGCGGAAGAUAUUACGAAGAAGAAGCGGGCUCCUGCUGCGACACAGAAGACACAUCGCGAGAACCUCACCGAGGAACAGAAGCGAAGCAAUCACAUCCUGUCAGAGCAGAAGCGGAGGGAUUUGAUUAAGCAGGGGUAUAAGGAUCUGAAUGAGGUUGUGCCUGCUGUCAGGGGCGGUGGGUUAAGCAAGAGUCAGGUCCUUGUCGAGGCUGCGGCGUUUUUGGAGAAGUUGAUUGAGGACAAUAAUAAUUACCGCCGGGUAGUGGGCUGA
Messenger RNA from Alternaria atra, 1287 nucleotides. RefSeq lists its product as uncharacterized. The record is from RefSeq and is a predicted model, not a curated record. Gene Ontology annotation, biological process: regulation of transcription by RNA polymerase II. Gene Ontology annotation, molecular function: protein dimerization activity; DNA-binding transcription factor activity, RNA polymerase II-specific; RNA polymerase II cis-regulatory region sequence-specific DNA binding. Bases 1 to 1287 code for a protein of 428 amino acids. Lineage: Eukaryota; Fungi; Ascomycota; Dothideomycetes; Pleosporales; Pleosporaceae. The transcript is spliced from 2 exons.